CAGUCAAACCCCGAAGUUCGGAGUGUUAGGACUCUGGUCACUUUAAUACAAUGAAUUAUUGUUUAUUAAACGGCCAAGAGUACUUAAACAGUAAGUUGCGUUUCUACGUUAAAGUGACAAUCUAUGACCAAUAAUUUUAUUUUGCCUUGGUUCAAGUUUUCGACGAUUGUAACUUGUGUAAUCGCUAAAUAAUUGGUGUUUGCUUUGUGAAAUUGUGAUAGUUAAGCACUUGGACGUCUCGAAUUCGUUACAUAUUCUAUUUCAUUACCAUCUUAUCGGCUACACAGAUUUCAGUGUUCUAUACAAGUUUUUAACCUAUUAUAUUAAUUACAUUUUUUAUUAUUUAUUAAAUGUUUUUGAAUACCCAUUAUUGAUAUUUAUCGUCUAGUGUAUACUGUUUAUAGUGUUUGCGUUUUAAUUAUAUUCAUCAUGUUUUGUGAUUUCGACAUGAAAAUGUUUAACCGUGAUACCAAUGAUUUAUUUUAUACGGAUUGUUUCCAAAAAAAUGGAACCAUGGGUGAGGUGUAUGUUGCAUUUGCAAAAUUACCUACUGCUGGGGAUAAAUUCUUGUAUACAUAUAAUCUACUUAAAAAAUAUGAAAAAUUACCUGUAGUGUGUAAAUUGACAAAUCCCAAAAAUAAUGAAAAAGCUCGUAAAAUCAGAGCAGACGCAAAUGUCAAAUUUCAAAACAGAGACUACACCUCUGCUCUUUAUGAGUACAAUAAGAGUGUUAUGACUGCAAAAAUUGAUAGCCAAGACUAUGUAUUGGCUUUGGCAAACCGUUCAGCUGCACUCUAUUAUUUAGAAGAAUAUGAGGCUUGUAUCCAUGACAUUCACCAAGCUUUAGCUAAAAAAUAUCCUACUGAACUGGCCUACAAGUUAUAUGAAAGAGAAGUGAAAUGUCUUGAACAUAUGGGGAAAACAUCACAAGCUAAAUUAAAAUUUAAAGAAUUUUUGUCUCAUUUAUCGCAAGCCUUGCUGUCUAAAGAAAAGAAAAAAAAUAUUGAAAUGCAAAUUAAAAAGCUUUUAAAAGAAACAAAUAAAAAAGAAACAAAUAAUGAACUAAAUAUAAUUAAAUUAUUAGGAGGUCCAAACAAAAAUAUUCCAGCAUUAUCUAAAUUUGUCAAAAUGAAGUAUUCCGAAUCAAUGGGUAGAUGUUUGGUUGUUUCAUCUGAUAUUAAUCCAGGAGAUGUCCUUGCUAUUGAAAAACCUUAUGCAGGGGUACUAAGACGAGAAUCCUAUGAACAUAACUGUCAGAACUGUUUUAAACGUUGUUUGAGUGGCAUACCUUGUUUAAAAUGUACAUUGGUAAUCUACUGUAAUGAAACUUGCCGAAUACAAUCUUAUGAGAGUGGUCAUAAAUAUGAAUGUUCUAUUUUUUCAACAUUUAAUAAUUGGCCAAGUAUGGAUCAUAUGGAACAUCUAUCACUUAACAUAUUCUUAAAAUCAGUUUGCAACUUAGGAUUGGAUAAGUAUAUUGCUACUGUACAUACUUUGAAUGCUGAAACUACUGAUCCAAUGAUGCGAGGUUUUAAUAAUGGCAAAUAUUUAUCUGACCAAUUUUAUUCCGUGUACACAUUAGAAGGAAAUGAAACUAAAAGAACUGUUAGUGAUCUAUUUUUAAGACAUUGCUAUGCUGCCGUUAUGGUUUCAAUUAUGAAAUUAGCGGGUCUACAAAUACCGGAUCAUCAUCUAGGUACUGUUGGUCAAUCAUUAGUUCAUAUAAUAUGUGCAGUUGCCUCUAAUGCGCAUGGUAUAACACAACCACCAAAUCGUAAGACAUGGAGUCUUGUGCAUAUAAAUCAAUUUAUGCCAGUUGCUUCUUUGUUAAUGCCAGUAUUGAGCUUGUUAAACCAUCAUUGUGAUCCUAACGUAGUACGACACAACUACAAUGGAACUAUAGUCCUCACAGCUAUUCAACCUAUUUCUAAAGACUCACAGCUUUUUGAUAACUAUGGAUUAUUGUAUGCUACACAUCCAAAAGAAACUAGACAUCAAAUACUUAAAAACCAAUAUUGUUUUCGUUGCCAGUGUUCAUCCUGUGAAGGCAAUUGGCCAAUGUAUGAUGUAUUAUGUAAUCAACCACAAUCUGCAUGUAAAAUAUUAACUGACAUCAAUCCACACGUAUUAGAAAAAUCAUCAAUUAAGUUGUAUGAAAUAAUUGAUGAAAUUAAAGCAAACGAAUGUGAUGGUCUCCAAUACAUUCAGUUCUUGUACUCUCAUUUAAAACUUCUUCACAGUAAUAUAAAAAGACCGAUGGUAGAGUACUGUGACUGCCAGGAAACUAUUAAAGAAAUUCUCUAUAGUACAGCUAAUAAGUUUAUUAUUGAAGAUUAUUAAAUUAUUAUAAAUACUGGUUGAGUAUUUUUUAUUAUUCAAAAACAUUUUAAUUUUUAUGUAAUAACCAAGAAAACAAGAGUCUUAUUUCUUAUUAAC
Molecule: messenger RNA, 2436 nt
Organism: Rhopalosiphum maidis (corn leaf aphid)
Lineage: Eukaryota; Metazoa; Arthropoda; Insecta; Hemiptera; Aphididae
Product: SET and MYND domain-containing protein 4-like
Exons: 6
Coding region: 430-2340 (636 amino acids)
Molecular function (GO): protein binding
Source: RefSeq, a predicted model, not a curated record